This is a messenger RNA of Bacidia gigantensis, 525 nucleotides long. RefSeq lists its product as uncharacterized. NCBI's taxonomy places the organism in Eukaryota, Fungi, Ascomycota, Lecanoromycetes, Lecanorales, Ramalinaceae. The record is from RefSeq and is a predicted model, not a curated record. The transcript is spliced from 3 exons. Gene Ontology annotation, molecular function: protein binding. Bases 1 to 525 code for a protein of 174 amino acids.
AUGUCCUCUUCAGAUCUCGAGAACUUGAUAUCUAUGGGGUUUGAGAAGCCUCGCGCUGAACUUGCUUUGAGAAAGUCUUCUGGAAUACAAGGAGCUAUCGACUGGCUAGAAAAGAAUCAGGAUACUUCGACAGAUGCUCUGUUGAGCUUAGAGGACGCAAGCACAGCCGAAGACCAGGAUUUUGGGACCACUCCGCUGAAUCCUGGAGAAGAAGCAAAAUCUCUUCUGUGUAAAGAUUGCGGUCGCAAGCUUCGCAGCGUUCAGGCGGCAGAGUUCCAUGCAGAGAAGACACAGCAUACCAACUUUGAAGAAUCGACAGAGGAAGUUACUCCCUUGACAGAGAAGGAGAAGAAGGAGAAACUGGAAGAGCUUCGCCAGAAGUUGGCCGCGAAACGCGCAGGAGUAUUCGAUCAGGACAAGGCCGACAAGAAGCGAAACGAAGAUAUUCGACGCAAGACCACCAAAGACAGUCAGGACAUAAAGGAGGAAUUGAGAAAGAAAGAACUCUUAAAGGAUGGUACGUGA